AUGUCGGGGCACAGCACCUGGGAGGUGGGCUGGUCGGCGGCGAAGAAGGACUGGUGCUGCCAGCACUAUCCCCCGCUUGGCUGCCGCAACUCGACCACAGAUCCGUUCGACUGCACGGCGGGCGAGGCUCGGUGGAGGGUCGGGUGGUCGGAGGCGAAAAAGUCCUGGUGCUGCAGGAGCCACCCGCCAGUCGGGUGCCCUGCUGACCAGUCUGAACGCUCCGUACCGUUCGAUUGCCUGGAUGUUACCAGCGGUUGGGAGAUCGAGUGGUCGGAGGUGAAAAAGAGAUGGUGUUGCCACGAGAAGACGGGAUAUGGCUGCCCCGUGGCGAACGGAUCAGCGCCGACUAUUACGAGUCUGGAAUCCGUUGUAACGAACACAACAUUUUCAUCUACGACGAUUCCGACGACAACAUCGACGACAUUUUCCAUUGUCUCGAAUUUCAUAGACUCGAAUGAUACAACUUUGAAUGCUGCAGCCUCUAACUCUACAACUUUGAAUGCUACUGGGCCGGUCGGCGGAUUCCUACAACCUCGACAUCUACAACCUCGAAGUCUACAGCCUCGAAAUCCACAGCCUCGGACUCUUCAGCCUCAAAGUCUACGCCCAUCAAAUCUGACACAGCGACAACCACUACGCCCAUGA
Messenger RNA from Prorocentrum cordatum, 645 nucleotides. NCBI's taxonomy places the organism in Eukaryota, Dinophyceae, Prorocentrales, Prorocentraceae. The record is from the annotation of a GenBank genome assembly.